Amoebophrya sp. A25 is the source of this 958-nucleotide messenger RNA. NCBI's taxonomy places the organism in Eukaryota, Dinophyceae, Syndiniales, Amoebophryaceae. The record is from the annotation of a GenBank genome assembly.
GGUUGCUUCAUGUGCGUAUCUCAAAGGUGUCAUGACGCUUCUUGCGAUGGUGCCCAUUCUUGUUCACCACGGCCAAGGCUGGAGAUGGAGUCGCGUUCCAUCAUACGGGUUUCUGUUUAUGUGACGAUUCGAAGGCGAACAACAUGAGCGAAGGGGACUUCGUCUUACGCCUCGGGCGCAAGCAGCGAGCAUCAUCGGCGAUUCACCUGCCGAAGCUAGGUGAAGGAAAGACCGAUACCGUGCAGGAGGAGGAUCCGACUGUCCUUACAGGCAUAAGACGUCGAAGACGAAGUAAAACAAGCACCUUUGUACGAAAGUUGAACGCCUACGUCCCGACACCGUUAUUUGCAACUGGCGAUGAUGGAGAAACCCGAAGCGGGAGCAAUGUCGAAGAAAGCCACGCUGCUGUUCGACGAGAAGGGGAGACCGCAGCUUCACUUUCUUCUGAUCGUGUUGCGAGAGGACGAGAUGACCGGGAGCACGGCGUUAAAAGAGCAAACUUCGUCCCCUCCGCUAUCCAUUUGCGAUGGCGAGGCUGCAAUCUGGAAGAACGGUUGGGUCCUGUGGAGCAAGGUGUUGGAGAGAACACACCGGCAUCUGAAGCUGGAUCCACAGUGAGCAGAAAGCUGUCAGUGAGCGAGCACUUUGCAAACGAAAUCAAAAAGCUUGGUGGGCAUCCUAGCGUAAUAAACCACUACGCCACGCGGCCAUCAAAGCAGGCGUCUUCUUUGAUCGCCCCGUUAGCUAGAAAACGGAUGGCGCCGACUAUGAGCGAACCCAGCGUAGCAGUUACUGGCCCUUCGCACGCGCACUCGAAGGCACAGAAGGUCGACAAGAAAAUGGAUAAUAAGCGUCACAAGAAAGCACAAACAGCGCGCAAGAUUCAAGAGCACAGAAGCAAUUCGCCACCUGUCUUUCUUUUCGCGGAAGCAGCUGACGCGGCGAAGCAGAAGCAACA